UUAUCUACACGAUCGAGUUUAAAAAACAUGGAUUACCGCAUGCUCAUAUAUUGUUGUUCCUUUCGAAAGAGUCGAAGUUUCCCAACCCAUCAGACAUAGACAGAAUUAUAUCUGCAGAGAUACCAAAUGAAUCUUCUGAUCCUCAAUAUAACGAGGCCGUAAAGGAGCAUAUGAUCCAUGGGCUAUGUGGUCUGGCAAAAAAAGACUCGUCGUGUAUGGUCGAUGGAAAAUGCACCAAAAGUUUUCCUAAGAAGUUUGUUGAAUCCACAACAGUUGACGAAGAGGGUUAUCCACGGUACAGGCGUCGUGACAAUGGAUCUUCUCCAGAAAAGAAUAGUAUUGUUGUGCACAACGGUUUUGUCGUGCCUCAUAACCGGCAUCUGCUUAUGAAGUUUGGAGUGCAUAUUAAUGUUGAGUGGUGCAAUCAAUCACGAUCUAUAAAAUACCUAUUCAAAUAUGUCAACAAGGGUAACGAUCGUGUGACUGCAUCCUUUUAUAAAACUUCUGCCGAAUCGGACGUCGAGAGACUGUUGGAUGAGAUAAAAUUGUAUUACGAUUGUCGGUACAUAUCGUCGUGUGAGGCGGCUGUUUGUCCCAUUUUUGUUGCAUUUUUCGUGCUU
Striga hermonthica is the source of this 620-nucleotide messenger RNA. The record is from the annotation of a GenBank genome assembly. Lineage: Eukaryota; Viridiplantae; Streptophyta; Magnoliopsida; Lamiales; Orobanchaceae.